Messenger RNA from Dipodomys ordii (Ord's kangaroo rat), 1628 nucleotides. RefSeq names its product desumoylating isopeptidase 1 (gene Desi1). Gene Ontology annotation, molecular function: peptidase activity. The record is from RefSeq and is a predicted model, not a curated record. Bases 222 to 656 code for a protein of 144 amino acids. Gene Ontology annotation, biological process: protein modification by small protein removal. The transcript has 6 exons. Lineage: Eukaryota; Metazoa; Chordata; Mammalia; Rodentia; Heteromyidae.
UCCCGGUCCCCUUUCUGUCACCUCACAGUAGUCGUUGCCGGUGGCCGGUGCCGGGUCCCCUGCAGCGUUGGGCGGCCUCUCCCCCGCCCCUCAGGCCGGGCCGGGCUCGGUUCCCCCCUCCCCUGCUCCCUUUUCUCCCCACCCCGGGGAGGGGGGGUGCUAGGAGGUCCUAGCCGCUGCCGGGUGCCCCAGGGCCUUGGUGGCUGCCGCCACGGGUCCCAAUGGAGCCGCCCAAUCUCUACCCGGUGAAACUCUACGUGUACGACCUGUCCAAGGGCCUGGCCCGGAGGCUUAGCCCCAUCAUGCUUGGGAAACAACUGGAAGGCAUCUGGCACACCUCCAUAGUUGUGCACAAGGAUGAGUUCUUCUUUGGCAGUGGUGGUAUCUCCAGCUGUCCCCCGGGAGGAACACUGCUUGGACCCCCAGACUCUGUGGUUGAUGUGGGGAGCACAGAAGUCACAGAAGAAAUUUUUCUAGAGUACCUAUCUUCCCUGGGAGAGUCUCUGUUCCGAGGUGAAGCCUACAAUCUAUUUGAACACAACUGUAACACCUUCAGCAAUGAAGUGGCUCAGUUCCUGACUGGGCGGAAGAUCCCAUCUUAUAUCACUGACCUGCCCUCCGAAGUUCUCUCCACUUUGGAGUACUUCAUGCCUUAAACUGAGGAAUCAUUUUCAAAGCUGCUGCUCUGCAGCUCAUACCGAAGAAGCUCGUACCUGACAUGUGUUGCAGACACUUACUUCAGGGUGCUUUAAUCUUGGAAAGUCUCCUGACUUCAGUAUUUGUAGUCAUUUUUCUAGCUAAGUUACAUAGUGACAUUAACGCCUUCUAACAAACCUGGGCUGGGCUAUUUUUUUUCUGAAUAUUCUCUAUAUCGUCUGAACGACUUCAGUUUCCUACAUGAAUCUCGUUGUGCCCCCUCUCCUGACUUUCUAAGAUUCUUUUCCUUUUGCCUCAGCGUCCCUCGGUGUAACUUUAAAGAAUAACAGAAGUGCAUUGCACAUAGAAAGCUCAAGUCCCGGCAGGUAGCUAAUGUGUCCCAACCACAGCUUCUGGGGUCUCAGAGUUGUCAGUGGUAAGGAAGUGGGCCAGAGGGUGGACCCUGGAAGUGAGGCCAGAACAGGCUAGCUGAAGUGCUCUGUAACGGUCAGCGUUCUGUAACGGUAUAAAACGCCUAGGAAUGUCAGUUUAUAACGAGGCAAAGUAUAUUGUGGCUCAUAGUGACUAAGAAGUUUUAGUCCAUGGUCACGUGGCCCGGCUGCCUUUGUGCCUGUGGUAGGGAGCACAAAGGGAAGCAAAGCUGCUUAGCACAGGGUGGCCAGGAAGCAAAGCGGGGCAGAAGAGGGGCUGGGGUCCUGUGAUCACCCAGUAACCAGAUGACUGCCAGGAGCCCCACCCGCUUAGUGGUUCCGCGACCUCCCAAAUGUUUAUGGGCUCUAACACAUAGACCUUUGGGGAACACUUGUGCAAACCAUAGCUCCCCUAAAAAUACUGAUGUGUGAGGCUGUGAGCAAAUUCAACAAGGUACCCAGAAUCCUCCUUCCUUGUGUGGGAUACUGCCACAGCCAUGUCUCUGCCCGCUGGCCAUCUGUGGACAGGCCAGCCUCAAGAGCUCUCCUAGUUCAUGUCUG